This is a messenger RNA of Lactuca sativa (garden lettuce), 1125 nucleotides long. RefSeq lists its product as uncharacterized. The record is from RefSeq and is a predicted model, not a curated record. Gene Ontology annotation, molecular function: protein binding. Lineage: Eukaryota; Viridiplantae; Streptophyta; Magnoliopsida; Asterales; Asteraceae.
AUGACUAGAAACCAUAAUCAUGAUAAUGCAUCAUCAUCAUCUACCAGGAAGAGGAAGAAGAGGAAGAGUUUCAAGACUUUUGACAAGGGUGAUGUGGCACCCUGGUCAUAUGUUAACCAUGAUGUGCUUUUUUUAGUAAUGAUGCAACUGAGAGUUGUUGAUUUUGUUGCAUUCAGUGGAGUUUGCAAGUCAUGGAGGGCAUUUGCACUCUAUAACAAGAAAACGUUUAUGGCGUCCAAACCACCCAUGAGGAUAUUUUUCGAGCACUAUAGUGAUAAUACAAUGUUGUGGUGCCUGAAGGACUUUGAAGGAAGAAAUUUCAGAACCAUUGUUCCCGAUUCUCAGGGUAGGAAGUGUGUUGGAUGUACUUGUGGUUACCUGAUCUUAACGAGAGGUAAAACCCACGACUUCUGGCUAGUGAAUCCUAUCACAAGGCACGAACUUUAUUUCCAUGGUUUCUCCUUAUAUGAAGGUGCUGGUCUUGAAUGUACCGGGGGGCUCCUUGUCUUUUCACCUUCAAUAUCUAGGGGCCUUCUUGUCUUUUCACCUUCAAUAUCCGGUUGGGUGUUUGUUUUGUUACAUGAGAAUGAAUGGUGUGAAGGAAAUAUAUCUUUUUAUAUAGCAGGUAAACGAGGAUGGAAUCAUGUCUACUCUAAUCACCGCAUUCUUGAUAUACAUGUUUUCAAGGGGAAGAUAUAUACCCUAGACGCUGAUUUUUGUGUAUGCGAACUCAAACUCCUUCCAAAUCAGAAGCACAAAUGGACGUUACUUGAAAUCAAGAAUUUUCCAAAGCCUUAUAUGUUUUCACCGGAGUUUGUAAGUUCGAGUGAAAGCCUUUAUGUGAUAGAUCACUAUGCACCACACAAGGUUCUGGAAAUAGAUAUUGGUGAAAUGAAAUGGGUGUCACCAGAAAAGACAAUACAAGAAUAUGCAAUCUUUCUUAGCAAUGGCAGGAUAAGGUCUUCUGCUGCUAUUAAACCCGAGUCAUGGGCUGGCCCUUGGACACAUUACAAGAGCUAUGAUUGCUUUCAUGAUACUGAUAAAGAUCAACUGGACAUUAUCCAUUAUAACACGAUGUGGUACUUCCCCCAUGAUUGUUUGAAUGUUAAUCUCUUAGAUGAGUGA